AGUGAGUGUGCCCUGCGCGCCCGCUGUGGGAGCCGCAGCCCCGGAACUGUGCUCGUUCCCGGGACCCACUUUCUCCGGUGCAGUGCUUGGCGCGCGCCGACUUUUCAGAAGUGAGGAAAGUUGUGUGAAUCCGGAGUCUUCGUGCAGCGACAGGGGGCGGAGGACCCCUCCCCUGGGGCUCCCAAGUCCUAGAGGACCCUGUCUCCGGCACUGAUCAUAUGUUUCACUGGGCAUCUGUCACCGUUGUCCCCCUAGACCGGACCCGCUACAGUGCAAACACCCAGGAAGGUUUUAUGGAAACUGAGAGAUAAGUGCUUUAAGGGGACCACAGAUCAUUAAUACCCCGUGCGUGAUGACAGCUCACUUUCCCUAACGCGAUGGCAGGGACCAAAAGGAGGAAUAAACUUCGGUCUGGGGCUCCAAAAUAAACAAGAAGCAGGCGACAGACGUGAGGGACGCCGAGCAGGAGAUGGAGCUCUGCGAAGGUGUGGACCUGCCCCGCGGUCAGGCUCGCGACUCCGGGGAAAACGAGCCCAAAGAACUUGAAGGACCCCUGCCCCGCGGGCAGGAGUCCCUCGGAGCCAAACCCGAUGCGGUGUGGAGCCAAAACUACCAACUGCCCAGGAAAUACGGGGAGAACAGCAACAGUAAACACCGGGAUCGGAUCAGAGUUUCUGAAGAAGUUAUGAUGGUAGUCCAGGAGAUGAAAAAGUACUUCCCAUCGGAGAGGCAUAGUAAACCCAGCACACUAGAUGCCCUCAACUAUGCCCUUCGCUGUGUACACAGUGUGCAAGCAAACAGUGAGUUUUUCCAGAUUCUCAGUCAGAAUGGAGCACCUCAGGCAGACGUGACCAUGUACAGUCUUGAGAAGCUGACCACUAUCGCCUCAGAACACACUUCCAAAAACACAGACACCUUUGCGGCAGUUUUUUCAUUUCUGUCUGGAAGGUUAGUGCACAUUUCUGAACAGGCUACUUCAAUCCUGAAUUGUAGAAAAGAUUUCUUGGAGUCUUCCCAUUUUGUUGAACUGCUUGCCCCUCAAGAUGUGAGGGUAUUCUACGCGCACACUGCCCACGCCCAGCUUCCCUCCUGGAACAACUGGACCCAAAGAGCAGCCUCACGGUACGAAUUUGCUCCUGUGAAAUCCUUUUUCUGCAGAAUCCGUGGCGGUGAAGGCGGAGAGCAAGAGAACUAUUGCCCGUUCCGGAUUAUCCCCUAUUUGAUUCACGUGCAUAGUCCCACCCAGCCAGGGGCUGAGCCUUGCUAUCUCAUGCUGGUUGAGAAGAUUCACUCUGGUUAUGAAGCUCCUCGAAUCCCAGUGGAUAAAAGAAUUUUUACCACAACACAUACCCCAGGGUGUGUUUUUCUUGAAGUAGAUGAAAGAGCGGUGCCUUUGCUGGGUUACCUACCUCAGGAUAUGAUUGGAACAUCGAUGUUAAUGUAUUUGCACCCAGAAGAUCGUUCCCUGAUGGUUGCCAUACACCAAAAAGUCUUGAAGUAUGCAGGACAGCCUCCCUUUGAACAUUCACCCAUUAGAUUUUGUACUCAAAAUGGAGAUUACAUCAUACUGGAUUCCAGUUGGUCUAGCUUUGUGAACCCAUGGAGCCGGAAGGUUUCUUUCAUCAUUGGUCGGCAUAAAGUUAGAACGAGUCCACUAAAUGAGGAUGUUUUUGCUACCAGAAUAAAAAGGGCGAACAGUAAUGACAAAGACAUCACAGAAUUGCAAGAACAAAUUCACAAACUUCUCUUGCAGCCGGUUCACGUGGGUGAUUCCAGUGGCUACGGAAGCCUCGGAAGCAGUGGCUCCCAGGAACAUUAUAUCAGCAUCGCAUCUUCUAGUGAGUCCAGUGGGCACUGCGUGGAGGAAAUACAAAAGGAGCCGAUGACCUUGCAGCAGGUCUAUGUCAGUGUAAACAAGAUUAAGAAUCGGGGUCAGCAGCUCUACAUUGAGUCAAUGACAAAAUCACCAGACAAGCCAGCGAUGGGGACGUGCACAGAACCGUUGGGUGAUGAACAGAAGGCCUUUUCUUCCUUCCAGACAUUGAAAAAUGAUAGCAUGCACACUGAGUCUUGUAAGGAUUUGAGAAGAGAUCAGCACAGCCCAUCCUACCAGCAAAUCAACUGUAUUGAUAGUGUUAUCAGAUAUCUGAAGAGCUACAACAUUCCAGCUUUGAAAAGAAAGUGCAUAUCCUGUACCGAUACAAAUUCUUCGUCAUCAGAAGACGACAAACAAAUCCACAAGGCAGAUGCUGUUACUCAGAUCCCAGUCAUAGCUAAAUCAGAAAUGACGACAGCCGGACAGUCCACGGACGCUGAGGAAGGGGUUCCACGGACCCUCUCCACAAAGGCCCUGAGCUUGGUGUCGGGCGUGAGCCAGUGCAGUUACAGCAGCACCAUCGUUCCCGUCCCACCGCCUGACCCAGCAGAAUUGACUGCAGCAGAGGAAGCCACUCUGGCAUUUGAGCCCUGGACCCUGAACCCACAGACAACUUUUCUGACCUCAGAAGAAUUUAAACACGUGGGGCUCACAAAGGCUGUCUUAUCAGCCCACACGCAAAAGGAAGAGCAGGAUUAUGUUGAUAAAUUCCGUGAAAAGAUCCUGUCCUCACCCUGCAGCUCCUAUCUGCAGCAAGAAAGCAGAAGCAAAGUGAAAUACUCAUACGUUCAAGGAGAUUCUACUUCCAAGCAGACCAGAUCAGCUGGGUGCAAGAAGGGGAAGCACAAACGGAAGAAGCUACCCGUGCCCUCGGACAGCAACCGCUCUGCUGACCACGUCUGCCCUCACUUCAGAGACGGAGUGCAGGACACACAGCCCUGGUGCCCUCCCAGGGCCUCUGCACCACAUGCCCCUGUCCUCUCGUUCCCGUCCACAUUGGUGAUGCCCAGCCAGGCCCCUUCCCUCAUGCCAGCGUGUCCCCUCCCAGCCCUGGCCUCUCUAGGGGGAGCAUGUUCGGCUUCUGGAACUGCACUGCCGUGUCUGCCCAGGCCUCUUCCACCCGGCAGCCUGACGUCUGUCCCAGCCUUACCUGCUCCUUAUUUGGACACAUUUUUGACCGUUUUUCUACAUGCGCCCCCUGCCUGUCCCCUGUUACCACCAUCAUUCUCUCCUUAUCCGUUCCUGGGAGCAGAAGCCUCUCCUGAAACACCACCCUCCACAUCACCAGUGACUCCAGGCCUAGAACCGCCAUCUUCAGUCACCAACCAAAGGAGGGUGGAGGAAAGAUGGGAGACACACGGUGAAGAGCACCCAUUUAUUUCUUCUCGGAGCAGCUCGCCGCUGCAGUUAGACUUACUUCAGGAGGAAAUGCCCAGAUCUUCUGAGUCUCCAGAUCAGAUGAAAAGGGACGUUUGUUCAGAAGCUGAGUGUGUAAGAGAUGCUGACUUCCAGUGCCAACAUGUUCUAGGCAACAGUGGGAAUAAGAACAUCUGUUCCACAGCCGGAGAACUGUCCACUGUGUUACUUUACAAGGAUUCUCUCUCUCAAACCUGUUCUGCAACAUCAGGAAGCAGUGAGAGCAGUAUAUACUUUGCUAGUAGUGAUCACUCUUCUGAAGUCUCCCCAAAUGGGCAAAUGUCUCAGGAUGCACUGAAAAAAGAAACAUGUCCCAAUUCCGACCAAGAGUCCAUCUGGAGAAUGAUAGAAGAGACACCUGAGUGUAUUCUAAUGACAUAUCAGGUACCCAAGAGGGUUAAAGAAGUUGUACUAAAAGAAGACCUAGAAAAGCUGGAGAGCAUGAGGCAGGGACAGCCUCAAUUUUCCCGAGAACAGAGGGAGGAGCUGGCCAAGGUGCAUCCUUGGAUUCAGAGCCAGACCUUCCCUCAAGAAAUAGACAUCCAAGGCUGUGUCACCUGUGAAAACAAAGACUCAGUUGUUGAAGCCGCAGAAUGCUCCGACCAGGGUCCAGCCGAAGACAAGAGUUGAGUGACUAUGAAAACACACCUUCACGCCCUUCCCAGGACGAGCUGGACACCUAGACCUCUGUGUGUUGCUUUAAACCUUUGACUCUUAAACGACCAUGCAGUUAUCAUUGAAUGUUACAGUUUUUCCUUCUCUGUUUUUUAAUAGACGCUAUUUUUCUGAAGCAGACAUUUCAUCUACAAUCUCUUAUGUCUCUUUGUUCCUGAUGCAUUAAAACUGUCAAUUAGACUCUUUCUGGUUUAGCUGUCUUCUCAAGAGAUUGGAUGGUGUCUAACGAUAUAGGUGCAUGGCAGAACCCAAAAUAAAUCAUGAUUAGAAGUCUAGCUAGAAGCAGCCCAAAACCUUAGCCUCGUUUAUUUUGUAUUCUGUGGUUACAGAAACCAUCUUCCCCAUGAGAACCCUUGAAGAAAUUUACCCACGGGCCAUAUCGUUACCAUAGUGAUUUCCAUGAAUUUACUUCCUUCAUCUAGGCUUUGCACAGUUUGGUGCUUCCCCUGAAAAUUCAGACAAAACUCCAGUUUUCUUUUCCUACACAACACAAAGUCACUUUAGUAUUUACCAAUACUCAACUAUAAUGCCCCUCAGUAUAACUGGAAAUACCGAGACUUUAGGGUUGAAUUUUGAUCUUCAUUCUUAUAGAUGUCUUACUCUUUAGAUUUUCUACCUUCUGCUGAAAUUCUGAAAGUCUUAUCUUAAAAACUGAGAAGCUUGAAAUUGGCUUACCCUUUUGAGAGUUUAAUGUUUGCGUGUCUGAUGUUGAAACAAAAGAACUUCUGUCUCAACAAAUGAUAUUUUCCCUUUUUAAUGUUUUUGUUUAUAAAAUAGAUUGUAAAAAAUUCCAAGUUCUGUAAAAGUUGAUAUUGUUCUUAUAUGCUUAAAUGUGUUUAAAUGCUCAGUCUUACCAAAACUAACGGUUAACUUUCUUCCCAACCAGUUUACGCACAAGAGGUGUCUUGUGUCUGAGGGCUGACUCUACAGGCCUUUUGUCUGCCCAGUAAGCAGGGGUAAGCAUUGUGAAGGGCCUGCGCAGUGAGAAAGGCGUUGAGGGCGUUCUGUAACCCUAGUCUGGGAGGCUGCAACGUCUUCCAUGGUCAUUGCUUUCUAGGCCAUUUUUAGUUGUCUUUUAAGAAGUGAGUGUGAUGUUUACUUGGUAAGUUAGCUCUUUACUGGUGCUCUUUAGAGAAGUCACAGAUUUCCUUCUCAGACUUAGAGCAAUACACGAAAUGCACACCCGGGCAGACAGAAAAAGGAAAUGAAGGUUACGAUAACCCUUUAUCUUUUAUAUAAUAUGUAAGUGACUAAUUUUUUUUUUUUAAUUUCAUUAUUAUUGUUUUUUUAGGAAAACACUUCUUUCUCAUUUGAAGUUUUAUAGCUUUUUCUAAGUGCAUCCUGAUAAUGAUGAGAGAAUCAACCUUUGUAUCCAGGAAGACUGCUGGACCCUGACCCCCCAUCCCUGGAAUUACAGACCUCCUUUCUAAGUAGCAUUUUCCUGGAUGGUAAUUUUACCUUAAACAGUAUCAGACCAUUUUCAAAGGCUACCUUUUGACAUUUCUUGGAAUUUUCUAAUAUUAAGCAAAUAUCCCUGUUUUAUGAUAAGAAAAUGCUCCUAUUCAACGCCCUGUUGAUAGUUGAAUGACUGCUGAAGCACUUUUGUGUUGGUCAAGUUGUGUGGGGUUUUUUGCUCUUGGUGAACACUCAAAUUUAAAAAAUUUAACCAGCCUGGAUAUUGCCCAUAAAUAUAAUCAUUGUGACCUUUUUAUGCUAAUAAAGUUUUUUAUGUGUUUGAAUCAGAAAUGGAACAUGCAGCGUCAGAGGGUCAUCUGCGCUUGUGUGUGCGCAUUUAAACCCCUGCCCUCCAGUGAUGCCAGCUCUUCUUGUCCAUUGUUUCGGGAGACUGGUUUCAUCUAAAUCUGCUUAUUUCUUUGCCUUAGCACAUGUUUUAGGGAGUGUCUGUUACAUUAAGCUUAACUGGAAACUGGUGCUUGUUGUAGGCAGCCCUGUAAAAGCAUUUACACACACUCACUUUUUGAUAAGCAGGUUAGAACUGGGAUCCCUGUGAUGUUACUGCUGCUGCGAAGGAACAACGGGGAACAACGGGGAGGGCAGCAGUGACUGCUCUGCCCCCCACGGGGGCCACACCCAGUCUCUGCUUUGUUGUUCACCUUUAUUAACUCUUUAUAUUCAUGACCUUAAAACUGGUAAUACAACAUGUACAUUGGAGGCUUCAAUGUUUACAUAAAUGUUACCCAGAAAGCUAGUUUCUCCAGUAAGUGGUCAGGAUUUAUGAACAAUGAUUGCUCUGUGAAUGGGGUAGUUUUGCAAUUAAAUGACACCAGUAUAAUUCACAAGGUAAAUUUAAUCCAAAUUGAAAUUUUGUUCCACCAAAUUUAUAAUCAUGUGAAUUUACUCGUUUUUAGUGGUUGUUAAUAUUUUAACUGGGUAUCUUUUUUAAGUAAAAACAGUAAACUGUGUACAUGUAAAGCUUCAGAGAUUUUCUUUCACUUUGUCAACACAUCUUUGCCCUGCAUAUGUAUUUUAUAACGUUUAGAAAUAUCUAUUAGGAUAUUAACGGAGCCCUGGUGGCACAAACAGUUAAAUGCUUGGCUGAUAACCGAAGGGUUGGUGGUUUGAGCUGGCAGUCUGCGCCUGUAAAGAUUACAGCCUAGAAAACUCUCUGGGGCAGUUCUACUCUGUCACAUGGGAGCGCUAUGAAUUGGAAUCGACUUGAUGGCGCCCAGCAACAACAGCAUGAAGAUAUUAGAAGACCAUCCUAUUCGAUUACUAUUGGUCUUUUCAGCAACACUCUGUUAGAUGUGUCUAAGCACCUGCUGUGUGUAAGACUCGGGCAUUUUCAGACUCACUGUCUUGUCUAAUCCCCACUUCACUGUGAAGAAUGUAUGUGGGUCCUGAAUAUAUGUACAUAUUUUAAUGCUUAUGAAUUUUAAUGCCAAAUUUAUAAAGGUUAGUUGGCAAAAUUACUCCUACAGAUUCUGUGGGGUGAACCUGUGUUUCACAAAGUCUGACUGUAAAUGGUGGCAUCAAGAUCUGGAAAUUAAAAUUUGGAACAAGAUCCUGAAGCCAAUGGGGCUUUUAAAAUUUUACAGAUUUCAAGGCAUUUGCACCUUUCUGUAACACAAUAACAAUAACAGCAGCAAGA
Molecule: messenger RNA, 7076 nt
Organism: Trichechus manatus latirostris (Florida manatee)
Lineage: Eukaryota; Metazoa; Chordata; Mammalia; Sirenia; Trichechidae
Gene: PER3
Product: period circadian regulator 3
Exons: 21
Coding region: 470-3922 (1150 amino acids)
Biological process (GO): circadian regulation of gene expression; entrainment of circadian clock by photoperiod; negative regulation of transcription by RNA polymerase II
Cellular component (GO): cytoplasm; nucleus
Molecular function (GO): transcription corepressor binding; transcription cis-regulatory region binding
Source: RefSeq, a predicted model, not a curated record